AUGACAAGUAGCAGCGUGAAAGCUGGACCGCUAUCUGAGAUUUCGUCAGGAAUGGAUCAAUAUCAGUCGAACUCUCUUCAAAGAAAAAAGAGACGUUUGCAUGCUGACCAACGUGCGCAACUCAUCUAUCAAAAAAUUGCAACGGAACGGAAAGCUGAAAAAGAAAAACGUCGAUUGGAAAGAGAAAAGGGGCAAAAAGUUUUGGAAGAAUAUACCUCAAUUAAACGAAGGAUGAAUAAGGCAUUGUCAAAAAGGAACAGACGAGGACAACCAAACCUCAACGCUCAAAUAGAAGUUUUGUUAAAGAAGAUUGAAAAACGAAUGGAAAAGUCAUAA
Loa loa (African eye worm) is the source of this 336-nucleotide messenger RNA. RefSeq lists its product as hypothetical. The record is from RefSeq and is a predicted model, not a curated record. NCBI's taxonomy places the organism in Eukaryota, Metazoa, Nematoda, Chromadorea, Rhabditida, Onchocercidae. The transcript has 2 exons. The coding region runs from base 1 to 336 and encodes 111 amino acids.